AUGAAUCUAUUAAUUAAUCGCAAUGAAAAUGCUAGUAGAAUUAGAGCUGAAAAUGCUAGUGGAAUCAAAAUUGAAGAACACAAAGCUAUGCUAGUUGAAUUGGUGUUGAAAAAUAAACAUAAAGUAUGA
Molecule: messenger RNA, 129 nt
Organism: Dentiscutata heterogama
Lineage: Eukaryota; Fungi; Glomeromycota; Glomeromycetes; Diversisporales; Gigasporaceae
Source: the annotation of a GenBank genome assembly